Molecule: messenger RNA, 2570 nt
Organism: Passer montanus (Eurasian tree sparrow)
Lineage: Eukaryota; Metazoa; Chordata; Aves; Passeriformes; Passeridae
Gene: GLMN
Product: glomulin, FKBP associated protein
Exons: 20
Coding region: 320-2140 (606 amino acids)
Cellular component (GO): cytoplasm
Molecular function (GO): ubiquitin-protein transferase inhibitor activity
Source: RefSeq, a predicted model, not a curated record
CUCACCCGGGGCGGAGCCGGGAGAGGCGGCAGCGCCGAGCUGAGGGGUUCCUCUGGCUGGGGCUGAGAUGCCGUCCACUUGUCGCUGAAACCUCCUAAAAGAUUCAUCUGGAAACCGGAUUAAGAAUUAAGGCCGGAGACCAUCUGCGGGCUCAGGCGGUAAAUCCCUGCAGCACGGUGGGUGCUGGGGGCGCGUUUCAAGGCUGUGAGUACAUUGUGAAGUUACUGAGGGCUGGAGAUGCAGCAGCACUGGCGUCCGAAAGCUCUGUUUUAAGUUCGUGUGAUAUAAUACUGCCCUCUUUAGUUUCUAAUAAAUUUCCAUGCCAGAAGAACACAGUCAAACUAUAAUGGCAGUUGAUGAACUUCAAGCCAUAAUACAAAGAUGUCAAAUUCUGGAGGAAGCUGAUUUCAAAGGAGAAGAUUUUAAUCUGUUUCAGGUAGCAGGUCAGAAAUGUUUGGAAGAUGGAUAUGCAGCUCAGUUAUUAGAAGUAAUUCAAAAUGAGAAAAACAAGGUUAUCAUCAAGAAUAUGGGUUGGAAUCUCAUUUCUCCUCUUGUUAGAUGUAUUUUUAUGUAUAAACAAGAAGAUGAUAAGCGAGAACACUGCCUGAGGAUACUAGAUCAGUUGGCACAGCUCUGCAAUCCAAAGGAACUUUUUUUGGGUUUACUUGAGCAAAUUGAGCAGACCUCUGGAGAGCAAGUGUGUCAAACUGUGAUGUUAUUGCUUCAGCCUUUGCAGACAGUGCUUUUGAAACUUCAGAACAAGAAGGCCUACUCAGUGGGUUUGUCAUUGGCCAUGAUUAUGAAUCAGCUCACUCCCUUACCUGUACCUUAUACAAAACAACAAAUACAAGAAGACAAACUUGGUCUCUGUCAAUGUUGUAAUGCAGUGGUGGACUUUGCUAAACCUUUUGUGAAUGAAGUUGUUAAAAAUAUGGAAAAGUCAUCAGAAUACAAUGACAUGGAGCUGAAAGAGGAAUUAAUAAAAUUCUGUAUGCAAAGCCUGAAAUACCCAUUAUUGACAGCUCAGCUUGAACAGCUUGAGGGCAUUGAAGAACAUCCUUUUCGGCGCUUUGCAACCGAAAUUAUAGACAUUUUGUGGAAUACAGGAGAAUUGAUACCAUUAGUGUUUGUACAUCAUAAAGGCAAAAGUCCACACUGGGAGAAUCAGGAGUUUGCAGACAUAGAGCGAAAGAAUUCUGCUGAUUCUUUGGCAUGUCUGUCAUACCUGAUGUUUGUUCAGCAUUUUGGUGUUGAAAGCUUUCCAGUGGUUUUCAGUCCUUCAUACCUUCUGCUGUGCAAUAUGACACAUAUUGAAGUGCUGCUGAAAAGAACAGAAGAAUCUGUAUUAUCUAAAGGACUUGAUCUGUUUGAGAGCUGUUUAUUGAGAAUGGAAGAUAACAGCCUUCUCCAUCACUAUUUAGAAUUCAGAGACUUUAUUAAUGUACCUCAGGAUUUGGUGAAAAUUAUGACCCUUUGUCCCAUGGAACAUAUGAGAAAGAAGAGUUUAAGUAUUUUGCAGUUGUUCAUAGACAAGUUUGAUACAGAGGGAAAAUACACAUUAUUCAGGUGUUUACUGAAGACAAGCAACCAUGCUGGAGUGGAAGGAUACAUUAUUAAAAAUAUAAAGGAUCAGAUUCACUUAGCGUUAACGAAGGAGUAUGACAACAUUUGGUUUACAGGCCAUCACCUGAUCUCCCUUCUAGAUUUAGUACUUUCACUUCCAGAAGGUGCUGAGACUGAUCUUCUGCAAAACUCAGACAGGAUUAUGGCAUCACUGAAUCUGCUGAGAUACUUGGUCAUUAAGGAUUGUGAAAGUGACAGUCAAACUGGUGUGUGGACCACACUUGGCAAGAUAGAGCAGAAUUUCUUAAAACCACUGCGUGUAGGACUCAAUAUGUCAAGAGCACAUUAUGAAGCAGAAAUUAAAAAUAAGAAAGAAAACAGAAAAGAGGCACAAAGUUCUAAUACAGUUUGCUCUGUAACUGUUAGUGGGGAAAAGAUGCCUGCCAUGACUACUGGAAUGCAGCUUCAAGUUUUACACUCAGCUCUCUUCACAUUUGACUUAAUAGAAAGUGUUCUAGCUCGGGUAGAAGAACUCAUUGAAGUGAAAACAAAAGCUGUAAUGGAUGAGAAUAGUUAAGGCAGCUGAAGUGUUUGAAUUAACAGACUCCUGACAAGAUCAUUUGGACUAUGUGACUUCAGGUGCAAGGGAGGCUACAGCCCUGUAGGGAAGAGCAAUUUAGAGUGGCCUCCAGAAGAACUGCAAAUGCUGCUCUUCAUAAGUCUUGUUUCUAUUCUUUUUUUUUUUUGCUCUUGUUGCAUGUGAUUUGCAGAUAUGGUCUGUUCACUCCUCUUCAGAAUUUGAUGCUUUUUCUUAAGUUUAGAAACUAAAACUAAAAAAAAAAAAAAAGAUGUAUUCUUCUCUGUGGCAAGGAGGUAUGGUUAGGCAUUUAUCUUUUUUAAAUUUUCAGAAUUUGUUGGGUAGUAGUUGCUGACUGGUAUUGUGAAUUACAAAGAUUUUUAUCAAGUGAUUGAAGAACCAUUAAUUAAAAAGCCCUGUUUAAGCAAAA